CUUUUUGCUGUGGGAUGCCAAUGGCAGCUAUUUCCCCAUUGCCCGUUUCACACCUCUCACCCACCACCUCAGCCAACCCUUCUCUGUGAGAGAGAGGGAUAGAGAGAGCUGUUCGUCGUCAUCAUCAUUACCAUCACCGUCUCCGUCUGCUCCCUUUGUGCCUGUGAACUGCUACAGCUUCACGGAUUCAUCCUCUCUCUCUCUCUCUCUCUCCUUCUUCCCAACCCGACCCCGACGAAGCCCCCUUCCCAUUCCUCUCACGGUACCGAUCGCGCUCCUUCGGUCGCCCCGUUUCUUUUCUUCGGUUCUUCUCGCCGCCGUAACCCUCCUCCUUUGCCCGCCGACCGUUUCGCCGCUUCUUUCCCUGCUUUCUUCCCUGCCUGAGACGAGUCCUGCCUUGGCUUGUCUUCGCCUUGCCUCUUCCCCAAGCUUUGGCCGGGGUCGGAAGGUGACCGCGCCUCUGGUGUGCUGGACUGUAGGAUCAUGGAGCGAUUCUUGCUGAACCUAAACCCUUUUCGGUUCAAGCGGGUGAUCCCGGCCCCGUUCCUCUGAUAAAGGUGACGCCUUUGGGGUUCUCUUGUCCAUUUGUCCCUCUUGUUCUUCGAUUUUGGUGUUUCCCUCGCGAAAGACCUCCUCACCGAGCUUUUGGAACCGCAGUCCUCUUCUAGGGAAGACGAUUUUUCUUUUUCUAGGGGAGUCGGCAACGUCAUCUUUGCUGUUUGGAGUGCUACCUUGACUUGUGUUGGUAGUCGGAUCCAUGACGAUGUCAGGAGAUGGUCCUGAUUUUGUGAAAUGGAGCGAGCAGUUCAUAUCACAGGAGCGUGGGCGCCGGAUUGUUCAUUACUACCUUGAGGACGCUUCUGGAGACUCCCAUCUAGCCGUCGUCGGCACCGAACGGAGUCUCCGGCACAUGCUGUAUGUCGUGUCAGAGAAGUUCUGCCAGGUUUACGGGUCCAACAAGUUAGGGUUGUCCUCCCUCAAAUGGAGAUCGAGAAGAGAGGUUGUAGAUUGGCUUGCUUCGUUCCUUCCAGCCAAAGCCUGUGAUUCACAUAUUUCGAAGUUGCCAAAAUGCAUGAAACAUGAUUUGGGUGUUGAGAUGGAAAUUAAUAGAUGUGGUGAUACUGGAGACCACUUGGUCGAAAACAUGGAUGACAGCAACAGAUCUGACAUCAUUUGGUCUGGUGCUUCCUGGACUUGUGGGAAGCAGCUCCGGCAUUACCAAGCUUUUUGUCGAAAUGGAACAACAGUGAUUGUCCACUCUUUUGUCCUUGUGAUGUCUGAGGAGGAAAAUCGUUAUCUUGCUUACUUGGAAGAUAUGUAUGAGAAUAAAAAAGGGGAAAAGAAGGUCAAAGUACGAUGGUUUCAUCAAAAUCAGGAAUUUGCUUGUGCGAUACCUGCACCUGCUCCACAUCCCAGUGAAGUUUUCAUAACACCUUUCUCUCAGGUCAUUAGUGCAGAAUGUGUGGAUGACAUAGCUGCUGUUUUGACUCCUGAACAUUAUGAGAAAUGCUUGGAUUCCCUUUCAUCUGCAGCAGGAGUUCGUUUAUGCUUUCGGCAGUACAUUAAAAAUAAAUUCAAACUCUUUGAUCUAAGAACGUUGCGUGGUUAUUUUAAUCAAGCAAUUCUUUCCCGCUUGGGUAUUUGUGAUGAGUCUGGAAAAGGAGAGGCGGAAAUUGGCUACAGUCCGAUCAAAGAACAUAUUGGUCACAGGAGAACUAGAUUUGUUAAGGUGCAGGAGAAAUUUCUGGCACAACAUUUUGGGACUGAAAUAUCUGGCCUUUUAGGCCAUAUAACAACUUGCCAACCAGCUUAUCAGAAUUUGGAAUAUGAUUUACUUGUGAGAAGGCCUCUGUCAAUGAAGUUUGUUGGGCCUCAUAAUUGGCUUAUGCCACCUUUUGAAGUAGGAGAGAAAAUAGAGCUUCUUUGCCAGGAUAGUGGUAUCAGGGGCUGCUGGUUCAAGUGCACUGUUUUAAGAUUAUCACUUAAGAAGUUAAAAGUUCAGUAUGACGAUGUGCAAAAUGUCGAUGGGUAUGGGAAUUUGGAGGAAUGGGUUCCUGCCUUCAGAACAGCAGCUCCUGAUAGAUUGGGCAUGAGAUGCUCAGGCCGUCUAACAAUUCGUCCAUGUCCUAAAUGUAUUUAUUUGCUUAACAACAUUGAUCUUAAAAAGGGAAUGGCAGUGGAUGUACAAUGGAAUGAUGGCUGGUGGGAGGGAAUUAUUGUUGAGCUGGCAAACAGUAGAGAUGAUAAUGUGCAAGUAUACUUGCCAGGUGAAGACAUCUUCUUAAUUUGCGAACUGAAAAGGCUAAGGAUAUCUAAAGAUUGGGUGGGUGAUCAAUGGGUCGAUAUCAAUGCUAAGCCUGAUAUCUUAUCGGCAGCCUCUUCAGUUAGCCCCCGAACAAAGCUUGCUUCCUGCUCUGUCAUUAUCAAAGGGGCAGAAUCUGGCAGCUCAGUGAUGUCAGAUCAGGAAUUCAUCACUGCACAGCCUAAUUUGGUUGAGGAUAAGCAGGCAGAAGCUAGUUUGAGUUGUAGGAAUUCUGUGCAACUUGACAAUGAGAGUCAAUCUAAUCCAAGGAAGCGCCACAGGGAGGAAAAUGCUCAGGAUGGCUGUGGUGUUGGAACAGGUAUUGGCGAUGCCGAAAGUUAGCUUGCCAUUUGUAGCUCCAUCAAGGUUGGCUUUCAGGUUUUCUGUACAUAGAUAUAUAAGUAGUAUAUAGAAUGAUUUCCCGACUUUGGGGGCGGGGGUGGGCGACUUAACUUCAAUUUGACUAGGAAGCCCCAGGGUGACUGACUGAAGACUCUGUUAGCUUUGUAGCAUCAAUGUGACUCCUGGACAUUGUCAAUUAGCAGUUAGGUCAAAAUCAUAUGAACCCAGCAGACAGCAGGUGCAUUUCGAGCUCUGCUCAAACUUUGCUACUUGUCAUGUCUUGGCUGCUUCAUGAAUAGUUUUAUGGUGUCAUGUAUGAUUUGGAACAGACUUAGGAAUAGUGAGUUUGUUUCAAUUUCGGUGAAGCUUCCAAGUAGUUUGUUUCUCUUUUCUUUUCUUCUCCCCCUUUGAGUUAGAACAAUGCACACUCUCUGAUAUCCUCCUGCUCCCAUUGUUCUGUUAAUAUUGUUUGGCUCGUUCUUCAAGCUUAUGUUAUGGCAUUAAUCCAAGAAAUGCUUGUUCUCUUGUCCCUA
Messenger RNA from Musa acuminata AAA Group (dessert banana), 3177 nucleotides. RefSeq lists its product as uncharacterized. The record is from RefSeq and is a predicted model, not a curated record. Gene Ontology annotation, molecular function: chromatin binding. The transcript is spliced from 7 exons. The coding region runs from base 758 to 2644 and encodes 628 amino acids. Lineage: Eukaryota; Viridiplantae; Streptophyta; Magnoliopsida; Zingiberales; Musaceae.